GUGAAUUUCUGAUCAGGUGAUUUUCGGAGGCUCUUUCAAAAAGUUUUUUGUAAUGUGAUGCCACCUUGGGGACUGGCAAAAAAGCCUGUCAAGUUGUUCCUUAAUUUCUCAUUUGGACAGUUUCUAUCUCAGCCUUUGGAAGAUGAUCAAAUUAUAAUAACUUCCAACGGCAUUGGAUGUAAAGAUAUAUAUUUUAACAUUGAUAAACUAAAUGCAUUAUUAUCUGAAAGUGGAAUACCUGUGGUUUUCUGUGUGGCUUAUAUUGCUGAAGUUGUUAUUUCCCUUCCAUGGAGUGUCGAAAUCAAGGGGAUCGACUUCGUUAUUCAAGCAUUAUCAGAAGUUUCCUCUCCAUCUGGAACAGAUGAACUGUUCAAUUCAAUGAUAUCUAGUGUAUCAACCGCAGCUUUUGCUGUAGCCAAAGCUGCAAAGGAUUCUACGAUCCCUGACAAUUUUUUCGAGGAAACGUUUACUCGCACAUCAGACGAUGUUGAUCUUAAUGAUAAAGAAAAAAUUCCAAAAAGUUUACAAGAGCAAGCUUAUCAAUUUUUCGAAAAUCUUACAGCUGCUGCCGAAACAAUGAAUGUUGGUACAAAAGGUGCAAGCUCUUACGUUGAUCAGGACAGUAAACAAAGAAUCGCUCAUAUGAUCGAUUCAUUGAUUGCACAAACCACUAUAGUUCUACGCGAUGUUAGUAUACGUAUUGAAUGUGAAUUAAGACUUCCUGGAAUAGAUCGUGCCUCAGGAUUAACCUUAACCAUUAAACAUUUAUCUAUUUCAAAUCAAUAUAAGACUGAAGAAAAACAACAAUCAACUCCAUCGAAUACAUCCAGCAGUGGUCGUUGGUCAUGGUUAUGGUGGUGGCAAAGUUCAAGCAACAAUAACGUCCCUACCGGAAAUAGCUCAGUAUCAUCAUCGUCAUCUACUAAUUCUACCUCUACACCAGCCGGAAGUUUAUCAACCAUGUUGCAUAAAAUUAUCCACUUGGAAGAGGCUGAUUUAUUCUGGGAUUUAUGGAGUACUUCUGGUCAUGUGCAAGGUUGUUCAAGCUUGUGUAGUUCUCUAGAUCCAAGCCAACCUCCAUGCUCUCCACUUCCCAACAAGACAUGUGGUCCAACAGCUGAUACACUUGUCUCAUCAGCUAAACUUCUAACAUUAUCUGGUUCAGAGCAUACAGCGCGAUUGAGUUUACGUGUUGGUUCCGCAUUGAAUGUGUCACACAGCCCUACACCUUCAAAUAUACAAUCGGAUGAUCUACCACGAACGAUUAAUACUACUACUAGCAACUCUAACACCAACUUGGUUAAUAUGUCAGACUUUCAGUUACGUUUACAUGUGGACUUGGGACCUAUUGUUGCUUGUGCUUAUCCUAGUCAAUUUUACUGGUUACACAUGAUGAUUGGUCAACUUGUACAUAUUUAUGACGAUUAUAUAGAACAUAGUAAAAAGAUAUCAGAACAAACUAAACUAGAAAAUGAUAUGACGUAUUACUAUUCUGAUUUGUUAACAAAUAAUAAUCUAUCAAACGUAAUGGAUGAGAAUGGUUGUAUCAGUGUGGCUACAUCAACUUUGAAUAAACAUAUUGGUGAUUAUUCAGACCAUAGAAAUUAUCAAAAACCCCAUUCGCCUUUGCGUAAUAAACCUAGAGAAGCUCAUCUAAUUGAUUUAGAUUUAACACCGAGCCCAAUCAACCAUCAAAAUUUAACCUCUACAAUGUUAAAUAGUGAAUUAUUUCGCUCCUGUUUGAGUGAUGUGUCAACUACCACGAUGUAUGGAGAUAAUGCCAUUCCAAACCAACAUUUUGAUCAUCUCUACUUACCAAAACCUGAUAGUAAUCGUGAUUCAGCUCAAGUGGCUACAAAAUGUAGUAUGUCAGUAAAUAUACUAUGUAUAGCUUUUGUGGCCUUUUAUGAAGAUGAAUCUGUAUUGACACGUGAACAGAUAGCUGAAGGAACUUCAUUUUCAGCAUCAUCAUCUAAUAUGAACUCCUCUGUACAUAAUUGGCGAUCAGAUGAAGAGAAGUUAUUAAAAAAAGAUGAUUCACUAGGAUUGAAUGAACAAGAUUCACUAAAUGCUGAUGAGAUAAAUGAUACAAGUACAUUACCAGAACAUCAAUCACGUAAUUGUGGUGAUAAUAAAUAUUAUGGUCAUAAUAAUAAUGAUAAUUCCGCUGGCUCUUACUCUACAACAACUGGUUGUACAGCGAUAUUACCAGGGCCAUCAAUAUUUUUUGGACGAUUUCAUGGUCUCAUACCAACUCCAACUUGUAGGCUAAAAUCUGAUAGUGGUCGCAAUCAAUUGGAUGAUAACGAAGACGAGGUAGAUAUGCUACAUUCUAAAUGUCAACCGAUGAUUAUCAACCGUCAAGAUGUAGAUACAGGUCGUAUGUCUCCUUCGGAAUGGGUAUCACAUUUGAAAUAUCAAUUUUCCAAUAUGGCUUAUCCUCGUGAUCAUCUAUGUUUCGUCGGUGGUUUAUGGCAUAUGGAACUUUCUAAUAAUUUUUUGGUUAUACCACGUGGUCCAUCGAUAAAUCAAUACUACUCUUCCACUCAGUUAUGCUUUAAUAUCCAACUUUUUGGAGUUCACUUAUCAGAGUGUUUAUUUCCUAGUCAAACCAUCACGACAACAAAGAAAACAAAUGAACUGAGGACACAAAAUAUAAAAUUGGAAUCAUUUGAACUAUUUCAUUUUCCAUGCCCUUCUACAUCGUCAUUCCCGGGAUCCGAUCGCACAACAAGAUCUCUUUCAAAUGAGCCCGCUAUAAAAUUACAUGGGAAUUUAUAUUUACCUCAUAUAGAUGUAGAUAGUCCUUCCAGGAUAACUUCAGGGUCACAGAUAUACCAAGACUUUGUCAAUGAAAUUCACAUUGAUUUUACUCAUUUCUGUGUGGAUGUGGAUAUCAGUAUUAUGGAUCGUAUACAUCGUAUUACCGAUGCAUGGGCAGCCGCAUCGGAAGCUGUCAGUCGUUUAUCACCAUUAAGACCGUCUGAUUUCAACCAUCAUACAGAAUGGUGUGAUACAGACAUAAAUAAUGAUAUUCCAGUUACAAUGAAGACUGGUCAUCAUCAUCAUGUAGAGCUGAAUUCAGUUAAUAAAUCCAAAAAUUCAUUCACACACAACAUCCCUCCUUCAACCGAUUUUCAAUCAAAUCAAAUAGAUUCAUUGAGGCAUUUUCAGUCAUCAACGAAUAUGACAGUGAAAUGUCACAGUUUUGAGCUGAAUUUACGCUUUCCUAUUCCUAUAGAAGCGAUAAAAACGGCCUCUGGUCAAAAAAUUGCAGAAAUCCGUUCAAAAUUAUGGGGUGCCGGGACAGUAUACAACUCGAAUCAAUCAAAUUCUGUACAAAGUAUAUCAUGGUGGGCUAGGACAGUUCGUAAAGAAUAUCUUUCUAUAUUUAUGAAAAAGAUUCGUCUAAAUUUUGAUAGUUCCAAAGAGUCAUCCCCGAAAUUACAACCAUUUUGUAGACCAAACGAUCAUUUACAAAAUGUUACAAAAUCUAAAAUUUCUUCUUUUAAAAAUGGAAAGCAUAAUGGAAAUGAACAGGAACUAGAACUAAUUAUAGGAUCCAUAUCAGUACAUUUGGCUAAUGAUGAUCUAAACAUACAAUCAAUGCCUAUCGUAUAUUUAACAACAAAAAUGAAUCCUAUUCCUGAACCAAUCAAAGUGUAUAUACGCAUAUCUCCCAGUGGACAAACUGAUCUUGUCGAGUGUGUAAAUGAAAAUCCAAUGAAUAAAGAUCUUGAUGAACAGGCAACAACUAGAGAACAACCUGCUCAAUUUGAAGUAGGCGUUGAUCUAACAACAUUUAAUGAGUAUAUUUCAUCAUCUGAUCAAUUUUAUGAUUCAAAUAGAUCUAAUCAUGAUCAUUCUGUUGAAUGGUCAUUAUGGAAUCAAGCUAAUCCUAAGCAAAAUUGUUUUAUUCCUUUAGUAGUCAGAAAGAACUUUGCUCAAGAUGCACCAAAACCUCAUUCUAAACAGAUAACUUAUUACCCUGGUAAUAAAGCUCAUAUGUUCGCCUAUCGCCAAUCUGCUAGUAUGCAUACCCACUUAUUUGUACACUUUAAAAUACCUUUGGCAGAAAUCACAAUUGAACAUAAACAAACAGUAGAACUACUUUGUUUACGAUUAAUGUAUGAUCUUUUAUUAUGGCAAUCAUUGUUACCUAAUGAUCGUCGCCUACGUGCAACAUUAAAACGUCCAAAUCAUACUUGUCCAACAGUAGAUAAUGUGACAAAUUUACAAUCGGAUCAUCGUUAUUGGUUUUUAAGUGAUCCUGCUCCUUUAGCCACUAUCUAUGCUCAUCCAGAUGCUGCACGAGCAGCCGCUGAACUUGAAGCAAUAUCACCAAUUGGUCAUUAUAAUGUAAAUCAUCAUCCAAGCGGUCUACAUUAUCAUUCAGUUAAAAGUGAUGAAGAAGAGGAUAGUGAUUAUGCUGAAAAUGAUUUAAACGAAUUAUAUAGUAAUACUUUUAAUAUCAAAGACAAUACUGUUAGCAAUCAUUACACAAAAUAUAACAAAGAGAAUGUAAACCGUUGUAAUAGUAAAAUCUCUUGGUCAAGUGAUUUACGAAAAAAUGUUAACAAUAUGAAUAAUAUAAAUUUAAAUCAACACUCCUUGUUGCAUAAAAACCGUCAACGUUGUACUGGUGAUCAUCGUACUAAUAAUAACACUACUUACAGUGCAGAUCAUAAAGUAGUAGGACCAUUAACGAAUACUUCUGUUCAAUUUCAAUCCUCUAUUUGUUUGCAAUUAGAUAUAAAUUCCUUACACUUUACAACAUUCCUUCCUGAAUCAUCAUCAUCUGUGGGAGGAAUUCGACCGACUGAUAAAGUGAUUAUAAAUGCCUCUAAUACCACAUUAUUUACUGAGCUUUCGCAUAAUUCUAAUCCGAAUUUAAAUUAUGUUGAAAUGGAAGUUGGUGAAUUCGAAAUAUCUUAUAGUUGUAGUCAAAAUCCGAAUUCUGAUAAUCAUAGUUCUGCUGAUAACGCUCAUCCAUCAUCAUCAGAUUCGCCAGCUAGUUUAUGGCCAGUUUUAAUUCAUCUUUCAUGGGAUUCUAUUGGCUAUCCAUAUGGUUCAACACUUCAUCAAGUUGGUGUAUCUACCGCGAAUUCAUCGAACGAACCAACUUUUAGCAUGGCUUUAGAACAUAGACAAAUUCAUCGUUUAUCCGAUUCAGGUAAUUCAACGUACGAUGAUGAAUUCAUUUUGACUCUUCGAAUUCAAGAGGUUUGUUUUGUUUAUUGGCCACUAUUCAGUUUAAAUAAUCGUUGGGAUAUUUAUUCAAAUAUUGGCAAUCCCAAUUUAACAACUCCAGUCAAUUCUUCAAAUUCUACUACUACCACUACAAAUACUAACAAUAAUUUUAAUUAUUUAACAGGUUUACCGAAUUGGUUUAUUCGAUUUUGUAGUUUAUAUCAAACUCCUAAUUUAUCAUUCAUUACAGAAGAAUAUCCGAGUUAUUAUGCACCAGCUUGUCUAUUCUCUCAACAUUUACACUUUGAACAUUUAACGGCUACAUUUUCAAUGCCUUACCCAGAAUAUUUUAUCUUGUCAACAAAUAAACCGACUUCUGUAAAUUAUCAAAUGCCUAUUUUACAUUUUAUGAUUGGUUGUGAAUCAACUAGUAUUACUGUAAAUACAGCUAUGGAAAUGUUGACAAUUUGUUCAUCAAUAAAUAAUAAUAAUGAUAAUCAAGUCGAUAUGCAACCUGGAAUGUUAGUUAUGGCAUUUAUUAAUAAUCUGGCCAUAUUUAUAUUCCCUUUUAAAUUUAAUUCAAUCAAUCCAAAUUCAUUGAAUCCUCGGUUAUGUGAUAUCAAUUCUUCUCAUCCAUUAUUAAUUAAUUUUCGUCAUUGGCUUAGUACAUUCGAUUUGAAUAAAGCUGUUUGUAUAGCAAGCCUAGAUCAUUUGGAAUUAAAAUGUUUUUCUGAGCCAAUUAUUAUACCAAAUACAACUGAUAAUAGUAAUAGUAGUAGUAGUAGUCAUAUUCACCGUAGUAAGCCUUCAUUUAUCUGUCAAAAUUCUUCAAUCCCUACUAUUACUAAUCGAUUCGAUAUGCGUAUUACAAAUAACCUAUUGAAAAUUAACACAUGUGCUGAUAUUUUAGUCAUUUUACAUAAAUUCGUUGAAUUACUAACAAUAUAUGAUAUGAAUAAUUGUAAUACAACUACUCCUUCACCAACAAUGCAUUCAUCACCAAUCCAUGUAAAGAAUACAUCAUCAUUAAAACUAGAUCCAACAUUAUGUCCACAAUUUCAUGCAUCAAGUCCAAUUCCAUCUGGUUUAGUUUACUCGAAUCCUUUUCGAAAUAUACUCGAUGAUAAUCAAUGUAAGAGUGGUUCAGUUAGUAGCCUUGAUCUUAUACAAGAUGCAAUUUCUGAUGUAGAUUCUGUUCAUUCAUCACCAUUUAAAAUUGGUAAUGUAAAAAGAUCAUCUGCUGUGGAUAUUCCUUCAAAUAUCGUACAAACUUCCAGUAAAAACAAUGAAUCGUUAACAAGAAAAGUAGAGAAGAAAUUAGCUAUUAAUACUUGUCCAACUCCCCAACCAUGUCGUACUGUACAUAGUAGUAGUAAAAGGAAAUCGAAUACUUCAAUAAAUAAUGAUAUAAAAUCAUGUAGUUCUAGUCCUUGUCCCAUUAAUACUGCUAAUGAUACUACGUCUAUGAAUGAUAAAAGUAAAAAUCAACUAUACUUAGAUCUAUCUGAUCAAUUGAAAUCUAUGUCAAAUCGCUCACACAAUUCUGGACCAUCAAGUCUUUCUGAUGAUUUCGUUUUUAUUGAUCCAUCCACUAUUCCAGCAUUGAAUUAUACAACACCAAAAGAAAAAAUUCGUUACUUACUUCAACCAACUAAACAAUCGUCGAGCCCCUCUAUCACUACUAAUGAUCAAACUUCAUCACCAUUGAUAAGUUUUGAUAUUCAUGAAAAUUUCUACUCUCCACCUAGCUCCACUACAAAUUUUAAAAAUUAUCGUGCUAACCGAUGGAAUCGUUUAUUCAUUGAUCCUGUUAAAAUUUAUCCACGUCCUUUAUUAGCUAUAACAUUGUAUGAUUUUUCAUGUGAAUGGAAUAUAUAUGGUGGCAAUGAUUUGUUACCUACUUCGUCAGCAGCAACAACUCCAUUGUUAGGCAAUAUCCCAUCCAAUGAGAUAUCUAUCCCUGUUCCACCACAUAAUAAAUCCCCAGUGCUAUCUUCCUCAUCACCACUCAAAGAUCCUACUCAAAAAUUAAUAACAACUCCAUCUCGUUCAAAUGAAUCACUUCUAACUAAUAAAAAUGCUACAAAUAUACGAUCUGGUGGGAAUAUUUCACCUAAUCAAAUGUUAAAAUCCUGUCCUAAACCUGGCUAUCGUUUUCGUCAUGGUCAACCGCUUAUUAAUAAACCAAGUAGUAGUGGUAGUGUCGGUGCCAGUGGUCCUGUUCGUAUGCAUUCGAAUGAUUCACGUUCGGAAAAUAUUUCGUUACAAUCACCCAAGGAUUCAAAAGGUAUCCGUUCUCGUUUAACAUUGUAUUCACAAGGUGGCCCAGGACGUCAGCUUGAUAAUUGUAUUUCAUUCAAUAUCUCAAAAUUAUACUUUCGACAAGCGAAGUUCCCAGCUCGCAUGAAAAAAUCAAUUCAUCAGCAUCAAGGACAACAACUGAGUUCAUCACAUAAUUUAUUCAGUCUAACUGUAGAUCCAUUUCAACGUUUAAUUAUUCAUAUCCCAUCUGUUGUAAUAGUUGAUCAUGUUAGUAGUUCAAAUGUCAAUCAAUUACUUUACUCAUAUAAUCGAAACUAUUCACCAAGUAUCAAUUUGCUACCGCAUAAUUUAGAUACACCAAUGUUACGUAUGGUUGUUGUCUGUUGGCCAGUUAUACCAAGUCAUUUAGAACAGGAUAAUAUUUCAUUAUUAUCUCAACAACAAAGAGUAGAAAAAAGCAAAGUUGACAAUGAAAAAUUUGUAAGAAAAGGAGAAAAUGUUAACAUUGAUGAUAAUAAUGAUACAGAAGAUGAAGACAAUGUAUCAAAUGAUUGUUCAAUGAAUAUAACACAAUUAAAAUCUAUGAAAAAUUUCGAUUAUAUUUAUUUACCACAACCUAACAAUCUUGAAGUGGAAAUUAAACUAUCUAUUCAACCAUUGAAAAUUAAUUUAGAUCAAUAUACACUGCUGUUUUUAUACGAAUAUCAAGAAAAUUUCAAAAGGUUGCUCACUGCUUCUUCGAGAGAAUCAGACAACUUUCAGAUGGGACAAUCUAUAUCAAGUUUGGAGUUUAGAUCUCCAACUCAAAUAUGUACUCAAUAUGGCUUAGCUUCAAGUCCUAAUGUCAAUCCAAAUAAUUCAGCCCAGUCUCAUUUGAAGCAAUACAAUGAUAAUGUUAAUACAGUUCCUUUACCACAGAGUAAUUUAGUUCGUCCAGUUUACUUUCCAAUGGACCCUAUCGAACAUAAUCAGCCUGUUUUAUUUAUAAGAAAAUUCACUUUCUACCCUGACUUAUCUAUUCACCUUGAUUAUCACGGAAGACGUUUGGAUUUGAGUGGGGGUUCAUUUCAUGGUUUACUUGCAAUGCUUCUUCAAUUAACGAAUGCUGAAUUCACAAUCCCUCGACGUGUUUAUCAACGUGGUUAUCAAAGUUUCGAUAGAUUAAUUGAAGAAGUUGUAGAAGAUUUAAGUUCUAUUAUCUCAGCACAACUACCUCAUGCUAUUGUAACUAGUUUUGGUCCAAUGCAUGAAGUAACACAAUUUCUUCUCGGUUUAUGGGAUCUGGUCUAUCAACCUGUUUGCAGCUUCUAUGGGACGGCUGAAUUACCUAAUACAUCAUUGGAUUCUGGUCAUGUUGGUACAGCUGUUUGUAAAUUGGGUCUGUUUAAAAAACCUCAUCAGCUUCGUAAUGAAAUUUGUCAUAGUAGAGAAUAUACGCUUACAGAUACAUCUUGUGGUACCAAUCGAAGCGGAAUUAUUCAUGGUCUUAGAAGAGGCACACGAUCAUUUUCAACAAGUACUCUAUGGGCUACCUUACAGUUGAGUAUUCAAGGUAUAAGAGCUCUCCAAUCUAUUGCAGAAACGGCUUACGAUUUAGUUACACCAGGACCAGCUUUACGUAGUCGACGAUUAUAUUUAAGACAACCAGCUGAUAUACGCGAAGGAUUUGGUAAUGCUGUAAAUGUAUUGACGCGAGGAUUUCAAAUGGUAGCAGAAGAUUUGUGUGGUGCUACUGCAUUACCAUCAGAAGUAGAAAUUGGAUAUAAAGGUCCAGUUGGAAUGGUUGGUGAUGUGUUACGUCAAAUACCACCAACUAUGGUCACGCCCAUAGUGGCCAGCUGUGAAGUAACAGCAAAUAUUCUCGGGGGUUUACGUAACCAACUUAGACCUGAAGCUAAAGUUGAAGAUGAACAAAAGUGGAAGAAUACUUACGGCUUAUAAUAAAAAAAUGUAAUAAAUGAUAAAAGAUAGAUCUUUUUAUUCCGCUUGCACAUAAACACGUCAAAAAGUGUAUAAAUUAUGAAAGAUGAGAACUUUUUAAUUUUGAAACACUUAAUUAUUUGCCUUUCUCCUGUUACUGUUCACUUUUAAACCAUUUUUUUCGCACAUUAACUAACUUCAGAUAAAUAUUCAUUUAACUGAUAUGUCUUUCGUUAUAACCUCAUUUAUCUUUAAUGCUCAGCCAAUUAUUUAUGAGAGUACAUUGGAUGUAAAUUUUGUGAUUUUUGCGAACUUGAAUAAAACCCCUUUUUUCUCUAUUUCCCGCCCUCCUUUAUUAUGAUCACUCUGCAAUGUUGUUGCUGCUGUUAUUAUUGUUAUUAAUUCCAUUCAGUUUCACUUCUAUUUUCUAUUCUUCAGCUUAUUUUGCUUUUCCCUUAAAUUGUAAUUUCAAUGAUGUGGCUUAUUUUUAUUUAUUCAUCAAAGAAUAAAAACAAAGGCCAGAUUGAGUUUCUAGUGGGUUGUGUACAAUUAUCAAGCUUGUUAAUAAUAAUGAACAACAGUUUUCUUACUGUGCAUAAAUUUUCUAGAUAUUUCAA
This is a messenger RNA of Schistosoma curassoni, 9989 nucleotides long. The record is from the annotation of a GenBank genome assembly. Lineage: Eukaryota; Metazoa; Platyhelminthes; Trematoda; Strigeidida; Schistosomatidae.